UUAAUCUUCAUAAUCACUAAUCCCCUCCCCACCCAUUUAAAUAAAACCUCAAACCAGACCCUUCUAGACUACGCUAAAAAUACAGAGCUAUGGAGGUUCUAAGAAGGGUCAGCGGCGGUGGACUGUUAGCGGCGGUGCUGCUGCUGCUGGCGGCGGCGGUGUCGGAAGUUUCAGCUAAACGGUGGACUGUUGGUGAUAACAUGGGGUGGACGACCAAUGUGAACUACACUGUCUGGGCUGAAGGGAAGCACUUCUACUAUGACGACUGGCUCUUUUUUGUGUACGACAGGAACCAAAUGGAUGUGUUGGAGGUGAACAAGACAAACUAUGAGGCUUGCAAUUCUGAGAAUCCACUAAAAAACUUCACCACAGGAGCUGGAAGAGAUGUUGUUCAUUUGAAUGUAACCAGACCUUAUUACUUCAUAAGUGGCAAAGGGUUUUGCUAUGGAGGCAUGAAGCUCGCUAUCAAUGUUGAGCACCUACCGCCCCCGCCCUCGAGCUCACCCUUGAAUGAGAAGAGCAGUGCUCCAAGAUCAACCCACAUCGGCCACACCCCGUUCGUUUUAACCGCUGUUUUUGCAGCUGCUCGGGCCCUGAUCUGGUAAACCACCGGUGUUGUUGAUUGAUAUUGAAACAGAGGAGAUCUUGCUUCACCAAUUUGUGCAAGGAAGAUCUAGUUAGUCAUUGAAUCCAGUUUCUUUGUGUUAUCUUGUUGAUUUAAAAAUUUGUUGUUGUUGUUGUUGUUCUUGAUGUUCUUGAUGGGUGGUGGGUAUUAAACUCAUAGGGGUUGAGAUUUGAUAAUACUCAUAAUUUAUUUUGGCCAUUGAAAAUGGGUUUGGUUGCAGCAAGGGGCAAGCCACCACCACCAACCAUGUGAGUAUAGAUUCUUCUGUCUUUUAUGUUCAUUAAAUGAAUAGAUUGCUAAUUUGGAAAA
Molecule: messenger RNA, 934 nt
Organism: Cucurbita maxima (winter squash)
Lineage: Eukaryota; Viridiplantae; Streptophyta; Magnoliopsida; Cucurbitales; Cucurbitaceae
Product: lamin-like protein
Exons: 2
Coding region: 90-605 (171 amino acids)
Cellular component (GO): plasma membrane
Molecular function (GO): electron transfer activity
Source: RefSeq, a predicted model, not a curated record